AUCAGAUUGACCUUGUGAUUCCAUUCACCUAACAUGUAGUAGCAGUAGCCGUAUUACGCGUGCGUUAGUAGGGGUAGCUGUCAUUCCUCUUUUACUUCCAUAGUUCAUGAGAUACGAGGAAAAACGAUAGCUACAUACAUAUUUGGCAAAUGGUGGUGCCGUAAAAUUGGCAAACAUUUCGAAUUUUUAUCGUGCUAGCUAACAUCGGAUAAUCUGUAGUCUCUAUAAUUCGAUGAAGUUUUUAAAGAGCAACAAAAUCUUACACAAUGUUUCUACGUGCAUGUUUCAAAAGAGUGGUUGAGAAGAGAUACCUUUGAUAACAAAAAAAAAAAAAGAUAGAUUCUGUUUGUGACAAUUAUCGCUGUCACAGACAUUUGUAUUUCUAAAUUUAGACAGACCAAGACACAUCGUUAAGACAGCUUUGAAACUAUGAAGAGAAUAGUGCAACAACCACCAACCAAAUAGGAUAACAUCCCUUCUUGCCAGAGACCAAGUUUAUUGAUGCAAGAUUUGAUCAUCAUGAAUUCUGUAAUCAUGUUUAUUUUAAUGUUCAUUAUGUUGAUUAAUGUCAAAGAUGGAUUGUUGAUAUCCCAGCAUCCAAAGUUACUGGUGGUUUCGUACGAUGCAUUCAGAUAUGAUUAUUUUAACAGAAAUCUAACUCCUUUUAUGAACAAAUUAAAACACGAAAGCACGCACACUGAUUAUAUAAUGAACAUCUUUGUAACAAAAACAUUUCCCAAUCACCAAACAAUGGCUACAGGGUUGUAUGCAGAAUCACAUGGUGUUGUGGAUAAUGAAUUUUAUGAUCCUGUUUCAGGAAAUACAACAAAGUAUUCUUACAAUCUGUAUCACUAUGGUAAUAAUGUUCUUCCUAUUUGGACUGUUAAUGAGAAAGCAGGUGCUCAAAGAAGGAGUGGUACAAUGAUGUGGCCUGGUGGGAUAUUUGAGUACCAAGGAAUUUCUCCUACAUUUUCAGAGAAUUUCAAAGAAACCAUACCUUGGGAAGAAAGAAUAGAUACUUUAAUAUCAUGGUUUGUCCAUCCUACGCAUCCAAUAAACUUUGGAAUAAUGUAUAUCGAGGAACCAGAUUAUCAUGGUCAUGGUGUUGGAAUAAACAGCCCUGCAUUUAACAAUAUUCUUAGGAAAUUAGACAACAUAACUAAGUAUCUGCAUGAUAAAAUAGAUCAACAUGGUUUACACGAUCUAAACGUUGUUCAUUUAAGUGAUCAUGGAAUGGCAUCUGUUAAAUUAGACAGGAUAAUAGAUCUAACGAAAUAUGUUAACAGCUCCGAUUACAAAUUUGUGGGUACCUCGCCGGGUUUACAUAUUUUUCCUAAUUCAGGUAAAGAAGAUGAAAUUUAUCAAGCACUGAAACAAGCAUCAGAGGAAAUAAAGACAUUCAAGGUUUAUAAAAGAGAGGAAAUUCCUCAAAAGUAUCAUUAUGGAAACAAUACACGAGUUGGUCCUAUUUUUGUUAUUGCAGAAGUUGGAUAUGCAUUCCAAAAUCUUCUUGAAGCUAUAGAAUAUUAUAAAACGAAAUUUAAUAUUACAGUAAAUGCCGACUCGGAGUUUGGUUUACAUGGUUACGAUAAUGCAGCGUUAGAAAUGCAUCCAUUCUUUUUUGCAAAAGGUCCUGCAUUUAUCCCCAAAUGUAAAUUGGAACCCUUCAACAACAUAGACUUAUUCCCCCUAUUUUGUAAGAUACUUGAGUUAGAGUGCCCAACAGUAAAUGGCACUCUAUCGCAUGUAACAAAGUGCCUUAAGAAACACCAACUAGAUAUUACGAUCAUCGCUUACAGAAUGAUAUUUGUAGCAACCACUAUCUCUAUGACAAUGGUAGGAAUUAUAGGAUCAAUUAUAAUGUUUUAUAUGCGGAAACGACGAUUAGGAGCGAAGAGUUAUAGGAGAUAUUAUCCAGUGGAUGGAUAAUAUGUGUAAAGUAAACAAGCAAAUAGAUGAAACAUUAUUUUCAUAUUAUACAAUAGUUAAACGGAAUGGGUUAACAAAAAAAAAAGAAGGCAUACUGCGAAAUAGUAGCAUCUCUAUACAGAAUAAAUAAAGAAAUGUUAAUCUCAUUUCUUAUAAAUGAAGUCUUAUUUUGUCAGAUUUUAAAAAGUAGUAAUACAUUUAUGUAGAGCUUUCUUUCUUUUUUUAACAAUUAACAGUCUUAUAUACUAAUUCAUUAAUCGUACAAUUAAUAAUAAUUAUAUUACGAAUGCAAAUUUUUAAAUUCGUAUAAAAGCAUGUAAUAGAUUUUGUUAGUGAUUAAUGGUACAUUAGUAAAAUGUACGCAAAAAUUUUUAAUCUAUGAAUUGCACAUUAAUGCACAAGAAAAUUAGAAAUAAUUCUUUGACAGGGAAGCAAACAUAUAUUUCUCAUUUAUAUGGUUAUAGGAGAUAAAAUUUGGAAAUUCGGAGAAAAAAUAUAAUGUAUAAUACGAUACUUUCCUGUGGCAUUUUGUUCAUAAUUUCUGUUUUCUUUUAAUAUUACAGCUAAACAAAAUAACGAGACCUUUUGUUUUUAGAAGAAUACUGGAAGAUUUGGAAGCACAGUACCAUUGGGAUGAAAAACACGAUAGUCAAAAUGCUACUUGCAAGUAAAUUUACAAAGAUUUGUUUCCAAACGUUUACUUUCUGCUUCAUGUUUAUGAUGGAUUAAUUAUUUCCAUACGCAGAAAACAAAACAUCGGAAAUGAAAAUAUUAAUAAUAUACGUAUUUUUCUUUCCAGAUUAAACCAUUUCCCAGAUUUAUUCAUACUUUCAUGCCACACGAAUAGUAGACAUUCGUAUGCAAAUAGGGGGAAUAUUAAAUAUAGGAAAUCCCUUUUUCAUUGUAGAUGACAUAUGUUUUGUACAUCGUAUGAUCAAUCGUAUUACUUUUAACGAUACAUAUAAAUGAGAAAAUACUUCUGUGAUAAUGAAAAUUUACAUCUUUAGACAAAUCUCUGAAUAACGUACUUAUAUAUGUGAACAAUCAUAUUAGUUAUUGUAUUAGGUAUACAGAUUUUUAUGAGUUUUCGUUAAGUACAUCUCAUGAACUUUUUAUCCUUUUAGACUGUAUAACCAUCGUAACGAAUGGUAUUUUAUGAUUAGAACGUAAGAUACGAGCUGCGUGCAGACGGUAUAAUGCAAUACUUGAAAGUCGUACGAACAACAUUUGGUAAAACUACACAAAUGAAAUCGUAACAAACCGAUACGGAUAGUACCAUUUCAGAAUAUAGACUGUAAGAUAAUUCAAAUAAACUCGUCAUACUUGUACAACAAUUGUAUA
Colletes gigas is the source of this 3270-nucleotide messenger RNA. Its product is annotated as ectonucleotide pyrophosphatase/phosphodiesterase family member 5-like. Lineage: Eukaryota; Metazoa; Arthropoda; Insecta; Hymenoptera; Colletidae. The record is from RefSeq and is a predicted model, not a curated record. The transcript is spliced from 8 exons. Bases 502 to 1929 code for a protein of 475 amino acids.